This is a messenger RNA of Dipodomys ordii (Ord's kangaroo rat), 951 nucleotides long. RefSeq names its product olfactory receptor 5D18-like. Bases 1 to 951 code for a protein of 316 amino acids. The transcript has a single exon. Lineage: Eukaryota; Metazoa; Chordata; Mammalia; Rodentia; Heteromyidae. The record is from RefSeq and is a predicted model, not a curated record. Gene Ontology annotation, biological process: sensory perception of smell; G protein-coupled receptor signaling pathway. Gene Ontology annotation, molecular function: olfactory receptor activity; G protein-coupled receptor activity; odorant binding. Gene Ontology annotation, cellular component: membrane.
AUGGUCUAUGAUCUGGUAAACCAGAGUUUCGUGACCACAUUUACCUUGAUCGGCUUUUCUGAAUACCCACACCUAUGGGCACCCCUCUUCUUUAUAUUUUUAACCAUCUACAUGGUCACGGUGGUGGGGAAUCUGGGGAUCAUUGUGGUCAUCAGAAUCAACCCCAAGCUUCAGACACCCAUGUACUUUUUCCUCACCCACCUUGCAUUUUUGGAUAUGUGUUAUUCCAGUGUGUUUACACCCAAACUCUUGGAGAUCUUAGUUGUGGAAAACAGGAUUAUCACCUUAGAAGGAUGUAUGAUACAGUAUUUCUUUGGAUGCACAUUCGUGAUUACAGAAAUGUUUAUGCUGGCAGUGAUGGCCUACGACAGGUUCGUGGCCGUCUGUAACCCUCUGCUCUACACAGUUGCCAUGUCCCGCCAGCUCUGUGCUCUCCUGAUAGCUGGGACUUAUCUGUACGGUGGCCUCUGCUCCGUCAUCCUCACCUACUCUCUUUGGCAACUGUCUUACUGUGGACCUGGCAUCAUCAAUAACUUUGGCUGUGAGUACUCUGCAGUCCUCUCUGCAUCGUGUUCUGAUCCUUCCUUCAGCCAGAUUGCAUGCUUAUUCAUCUCCAUAUUUAGUGAGUCCUGCAGCCUCCUGAUCACCCUGGCCUCCUAUGUGGACAUAGUUGUCACCAUCAUGAGGAUGCCCUCCAAGGGAGGGCUGAGAAAAGCCUUCUCCACCUGUGCCUCCCACCUGACUGCCAUCAGCAUCUUCCAUGGGGUCAUUCUCUUGCUCUACUGUGUGCCCAACGCCAAAAGCUCAAGGCUCCUGGUGAAAGUGGCCACUGCUCUUUACACAAUCCUCAUCCCCAUGCUGAACCCCCUCAUCUACAGCCUGAGGAACAAGGAUGUGAAGGAGACAGUCAGGAGGUUUCUCCACUCCAAACUGCAUCCCCAGUUGAUUUGA